CGAGGUGGAGAUACCAGUGAGUGAGUGGACGCUGUGUCAAGAACAUACGUCGUAACUUUGAACUUUAAUUACGUCGUGAACUUUAUUCAGAAGUGAUUUAGAACGGUUGUGUGUAUUGUAUUAUUUUAGUGAAUAGUUUGGUGACGUAUUGUUUGAUAUUCCAAAGGGUUAAGGGUCCUUUGACGUACGACAAUAAGAUAAAAAAGUGAUAUCAAUCAGUAAAUAUUGAAUAACUUAUCGUGUUGUACAGUGCAUACUACCUACAUAUUAAAACUCAUAUCUUUCCACAUUCUCUAAACGUACCAAAGAAAAUCAUUUUUAUAUAUCUUAUCCAUGCAAGGCGAUCGUAUUACUCGUACGUCGUGGCAGCGGUGUGCACAGCAGUUACUUCGCUUUUCUCUUUUGGGAUUUCCCCGCGAAUGAAUUUCAUUUCCUAUCGACCGUACAUUGUCUCAAGAUGACCUUUUAAGGACAGUGAACCUAUCCGAGGAAACAGUGAGGUGUUGGCUUGUCAUGAUUGUACAUCGGUCUAGUUUGUUUGCAAUUUUUGCAUUUUCUUUUGAAGACUCUUACAUAUCAAAAUUUUGUGAUAUUAUGUUGUAUUUUAUCCUCGCAAAUACACCAUGGCUUCUUUGAUUCGUAUUGUUAAUAAGCGAAGGUUAAGUAAGGCUUCAAUACAAAAGGUUGAUGAAGGAACCGUGCUAUCAACUUUUUACAACGUCGAUGCAUGUGCUUCAAAUACCUCCAAUAACAACUCCGAUGCACCAGGAAAUGUUGCAGAAAAGAACUCUCAACAUUUGCCACAGGAAACUUCCACAGAUGGGGAGUGCAAGGUUGAAUCGGAGCCACUUUUGACAGUACUGGAAGAAUACACUUCAAAGGAUGUCACACAGCAGUCAACAACAGAAUUACCUCAAAAUUCAUCCUCUUUACCGCAGGCAUCAUCAAGUGAUGUCACUCCCUCGCCAGAAGAAGAGACCACAGUCGCUAAGCCACAGAAUCUCAAUGAUGCUCCAGCACAUAAUACAGGGAUUUACACCACAGAAGACCGUUUUGUGUUUCGGUUGUACAAACUCGUUCAGACUGUAGCUGUAUAUGUUUUGCAUCUUGUCUUCUCCUGGAGCAUUCAGGACAAACCCGUCGAGAUGAAUUUAUGUGAUUAUUUUACUUCGGUAAAGAAUGUGAGUAAGGUCAAAUUAAGAAGCCUUUUCAAGAAGACGCAAAUGGAAGCCUUGCAAAAUUACUCUCCCGAUGAUUCCUUUGACGUGACAAUGCUAUUUGCAUGUAUCCUGUGUGUGUACAAAGAAACAGACGAUGUUAUGGAACACAUCAAGUAUAUCAAAGGUUUUAGGAACGACCUCGCGCAUUCAAAUAUGGACAUUGAUCAUUCAAAUUUUUUAGAAAAGAUUGAAAGUUUACGGGACCACUUUACAAGGGCGUUACAAAUAGCUGGAGAUAUAAAUUCCAUCCCACAAGAUGCAGUGAGAAAUCAUGUGCAGGAAAUGAAUGAAAAUGUAAAUAAGAUCAUAGAAGAACCGAUAGUCCAAUGGGACAUUACUAGUUAUGAAAACGAGCUCCUGUUUGAACAGAAACUACACAAUCUUGUGACCGUUGGUUCACAGAAUCUAAAAGCAUUGUAUGAACAAUGGGUUUAUCUCACCCCACUCUCCUUCGUCAGUGGGAACACCCAGCUCCAAGUGGGUAUGGUGUUUACUGAGCUAGAAAUCGUAGAGACAGGUCCGGGAGGAAAUGGCGUGCUGAUCGAACACCAAGACUUUUUCCAUGUAGCCGCGAACUGCCGAACUUUGGGUAAUAAAGAAAGGCCAGCAAAGGUCAUUCUUGUCGAAGGCCCAGCGGGAUCUGGCAAAACAACAUUGACUAAAGUGAUUAUCAGUAACUGGAUUCAGGGGAAAGAUGCGAUCAAAGGCCUUACAGAUUUCCAGUUACUGUUGUAUACGGAGUGCAGGAAUCCUUCUGUAAAGAGUUUCUCUCAGCUUCUAACAGUUCUGAUGCCUGACAUUGCGAAAAAAUUCCGAACGGAAGAUAUGGUCAGCUGUGUUCUUGCAUGCAAAGUUCUCGUGAUUGUGGAUGGAGUUGAUGAGAUGACCUCUUCCUCUCGUACGCUCUUGGAAGAAAUAUUGUCCUUGGUAAACACAGCAGACAUAACGGUGUUUAUUACCACACGACCAGAGGCUGUCGACGAUUUUUCCAAGAUGAUGCCUCUUAAUAUAAAUACAAUGCACGUCAAGAUUAAAGGAAUUCCCGAAGGUAAGCGAGAGGAAUUUGCUCUGAAAUACCACUCCGAGAUGGAAAGGACUGGCCAAGGCUCGCUGGACACAUCAGGACUUGUGAAAUACUUGAGGAAAACGGGCGUGCAUCUGAAGGAACACUGGCGCCUCCCGCUACACUUAGCGAUGGCUGUCAUUCUGUGGGUGGUCUGCCCAGAUGCCAUCAACAGCGUAACAACAGCAACGGAGUUGUUCAUAGAAACUGAAAAUCUUCGGGAUGAAAAACUGUGCGAGAGAGUGAAGAAAAAUGAACAGUACAAGUGCCUUCCCGUCAAGGAAAUCAAAGAGAAGAUCGAAAUUUUCCGAUCGAGUCUCUAUAAAAUCGCCUUGUACGGGCAAAGGGAAAGCGAUAUAAUCUUGACCAAUAAUUCUCUGGAGAUUUUCGAAAAGCUCUGUAAGUUCCUCAGUUUACCCGAAUCUGAAGUGAUGGGAGCGUUCUUCGUGAAGAAAAUCACUUGGAAUAACACAGGCAUGCAAACGCAGUACAGUUUCGCCCAUAAAGGAACCCAAGACUUUUACUCUGCAUUGCAUGUUGUGAACGUCCUCCACGGAAAAGAAUACCCGGAGAGCUUGGAACAAAUGCAGAAUUGUUUGGAAACGUCUUGGCAGAAAAUACUGACGUUGAAGAAGAAAUCCAUCUUGAAUAUACUGAAAGAUGUCUACAGAUCAAACCCAGAAGACUUCAAUCUCAAGAAGUUCCAGAAUGUUCUCGUGCAUCUUACUGGCCUCGUGGACAACGGAGGAGAAAUCUGCCGCAAGGAAAUCUUGUCAGAAAUUGUCAAAUUGCUGAGGAGAUCGGGCGUCGAUGACGAGCAGGCGUGGCUAGACAUCCUCAGCGACAUCAAGAUCAACGACGCCAUCAACAAAGAAGUCUCCAAGUACGUCCCUGACAUCAUGAACCUCAACGGACACAUAGAAGUAACGGAUUCUCGCGUCGCCACUUACGCCAAGAUGGUUCUUCACGCUAAGCCCACCCGCGUGACGAUAAGCAUUGAUAGCGAUCCAGUACAGGUUCCGUGUUUGCAGGAUUUGAUGGAAGCUUUGUACUACAUAACGUGUGACACUGAGUUGUACUUCUACCAUGAUUUCCUGCAUCCUAGUUCUGACACCCUUGGCGUUGACAGUCCACUGCCGCAACUCUUCAAAGUAUCCCGAGUUACCAAGUUCAUGGGCCACAUCGACCAGGCGCUCCUGAGGAAGCUCCCCCACGACCUCCGCGUGGUGUGUGCGGCGGCCGUGGACGAGCGACACUUCCAAACGCUGCUCUCGCGGCUCACCGCCUUGCCCAACUUGGAGUGGGUUUGGAUUCACUCAAGAGAAGACCUUGACACUAAGGUCAAUCCGCCUCUCGCAGGCAUCAACAAGGUCAUUUACAACAGCAGCUACAACAGGCUCAUAGUUAAGAAGUUAACCAGACACCCCUUGGAAUUAGGACGCCUUGAGAAAUUGCUUGAGCUCAUAGACAGCAAGUACAGCCAAGAAUCAAGGAAGGCUUUUAGAUGUGAUGUGGAAAUGCAGUUGUUGUGGGAUUUCCAACAACCUGGAGCAUAUUACAAGACAACAGACUGGGCCUUCCAGCGUUUGUUCUUGCGGUGUAAAGUCACAUCGUUCAAAGGAUGUCUAGGAAGUGAUUCAUUGGCAAGUCUUCCUAGUACAGUAAGGAAACUAAGGAUAUCAAUAUUUGAUGACAGCCACUACAAGUCUAUUGAGCCAAGUCUCUCCACACUGCUGAAGACACAUCCAAAUUUAUUUCGACUAU
Molecule: messenger RNA, 4047 nt
Organism: Penaeus vannamei (Pacific white shrimp)
Lineage: Eukaryota; Metazoa; Arthropoda; Malacostraca; Decapoda; Penaeidae
Source: RefSeq, a predicted model, not a curated record